Messenger RNA from Antechinus flavipes (yellow-footed antechinus), 1542 nucleotides. It is a transcript of the gene ZFAND5, whose product is annotated as zinc finger AN1-type containing 5. NCBI's taxonomy places the organism in Eukaryota, Metazoa, Chordata, Mammalia, Dasyuromorphia, Dasyuridae. The transcript has 6 exons. The record is from RefSeq and is a predicted model, not a curated record. Gene Ontology annotation, molecular function: DNA binding; zinc ion binding. Bases 109 to 750 code for a protein of 213 amino acids.
CCGUCGCGGAGGCUGAGCCGGCCCUCCCAUUAGCGUUCUGCAGCUUCUCCUUAUUCCCACCGUCUUCAGAGUUUCUAGGCCUCCUGGAGCCUACCCCGUCCCAGAGAAAUGGCUCAGGAGACAAAUCAGACCCCAGGGCCCAUGCUGUGUAGCACAGGAUGUGGCUUUUAUGGAAAUCCUAGGACAAAUGGCAUGUGUUCAGUUUGUUACAAAGAACAUCUUCAGCGGCAACAGAAUAGUGGCAGAAUGAGCCCAAUGGGAUCAGCUAAUGGUUCCAACAGCCCUACCUCAGAUUCUGCAUCAGUUCAAAGAGCAGAAACUAGUUUAAAUAACUGUGAAGGUGCUGCUGGCAGCACAUCUGAAAAAUCAAGAAAUGUGCCUGUGGCCGCUUUGCCUGUAACACAGCAAAUGACAGAAAUGAGCAUUUCAAGAGAGGACAAAAUAACCACACCGAAAACAGAGGCAUCAGAGCCAGUUGUCACCCAGCCAAGUCCAUCGGUUUCUCAGCCUAAUACUUCUCAAAGUGAAGAAAAAGCUCCAGAAUUGCCUAAACCAAAGAAGAACAGAUGUUUUAUGUGCAGGAAGAAAGUUGGCCUUACAGGGUUUGACUGCCGGUGUGGAAAUUUGUUUUGUGGACUUCAUCGUUAUUCUGACAAGCACAACUGCCCCUAUGAUUAUAAAGCAGAAGCUGCAGCAAAAAUCAGGAAAGAGAAUCCAGUUGUUGUGGCUGAAAAAAUCCAGAGAAUAUAAACUAAAUUACUACUUGUGAAGAGACUGAAUUUUGUUUUUGUUUUUAUUUUAAUAAUAUCGUAGGAAAACAUUAAAGAGCAGAUGCAUGGCAUUUUCCUUUGAUGUUCUCCAGAGUUUUACUUUAAACUUGUCUGUCUCAUAAUUGAUAUUUUAGGAUGUUUGGGUGUUUGUUACAGGCAGAAUUGGAUAGAUACAGCCCUAUAAAUGUAUAUGCCCUCCCUCUGAAUAAAAUUGGAUGAUAUCCUGCACCAUAAUUGAAAUGCACAGAUAUUGGAAACAAGAUUAUUUAGUUCACAUGUGCCAAACAAAUAUGUAAAACCUGCAUGUUUGCAGCAUUAUCUGCCUUUUGGGAAUGUAAUCAAGGUAUACUAUCUUUGGCUAGUGUUAUGUGCCUGUAUAAAAAAAAAUGGUACACCAGAAAAAGGCUGGCAGUCUACUUUUUCCAUAGUUAAACUUUGCCCUGUUAAUUUCCACAACUCAUUCUUUUGAAGCAGAAGUAAGUUAUAUGUAAAGUAUAAGAUCGUUCAGUGAAAUGAAUAUUUUUGGUGCCAUAUAUAAGCCAUGUUCAACUAAUUGCUGUGAAAGACAUUCUAACUUGAAGGGUAAAAACAUUGAAACAAGUUAUAAUCCAUCAAACUGAAACAGUGUGCUGGUCUGCACCAGAAGAUUUGUCUGCUUUAUUCUUGUGUAGCUAAAAAUGUUGUGUAGCACAAUACUGUAGUAGGGUUUUUUGUUUGUUUACAAGAAGAAAUAAACGCUACAUGGUUUUACAUACUAGCAGCUUUAAUCAAA